This is a messenger RNA of Stylonychia lemnae, 1140 nucleotides long. NCBI's taxonomy places the organism in Eukaryota, Ciliophora, Spirotrichea, Sporadotrichida, Oxytrichidae. The record is from the annotation of a GenBank genome assembly.
AUGAGAAGCACUCUUGUAAAGAUUAUGAACAAUCAUUAUCUAAAAGUACUGUCUAAGAUUGAUUUUAAAAAACAGUUGAAUGCUGCAAUCUUUGAGAUACUAGAUGACUUUAAAAAUGAAUAGGAACUAUGUGAUUUUAUCAAUUUAAAAUUAAAUAAGGACAUUCCAGAUGAUGCUCUUUAGUACAAAAUAUUCGUGAAGUAAGACUUUAAUGAGAAUCAAUCAGCUGUAAUAUUCUUAAUGAAGCAUGCAUUGUGUGAUGGUGUUGGAUUUUUCAAUUUGCUAUCAGGACUCUAGCGUGAUUUCUUUUAUAGCAAUUUGCCUUAUGUAAGGAAGAGAACCUUUAAUGAGACUCUAAAAAGAUAUAUUCAAUUCCCAUUCAGUAUCAUUUUCAUGUAUCAGAGUUUAAUGCUACCAAGAUUUAGAGGAACCAUAUUUGAGGAAUCCAAAAAUCGUAAAGUUGAGUAUGUUAUCUCUGAUGAUUAUAAGCUAGUUGAUCUUAAAGCCUCUUCUAAAAAGUUAUGCUGCACUAUUAAUGAUUUUUUCUUAGCCUCAAGUUGCAUUGCAUUUAAAAGACUUUGCGAUUAACUUAAACUGACUGAUUUAAGUAAAUUUGAGACUUUAAUGAUAAUUAACUAAAGAGAACCGAUAACUGCGAGAUCUUAAAUUAAUCUUUUUAAUAAUUUCUUUGGCACUAAUGUAACUAUUGAUUUCAAAGACGAAAAUUUGUUCAAAAGUUCGAAGGUUUAGGAGAAUUUUAAAGCUUUACUUUCAUAGUUUAAACCAGCAUUAGAAAAAGUGAAGUAUGAUGAUAGGGGAUUGGGACAACUUGCUUGGCUUAAAGCAAUAUGCUCAAUUACCCCAGAUAUUGUCAUGGAUACUACUAAAAUGGGUGUAAAUUUCAAUAAUAGACUUUGGUCAAAUAUCAGUGGUCAAGAAAAACCAAUUAAAAUAGGUAAAGCUUUUUCCGACAAGAUAUUUUUCUCAAGCUUCUUAGACUCUUAAUCGUAUUUGAUUGCUAAUGUGUUAUCUCAUAAUGGCUUGAUUAGAUUGGGAUUAGUAGGAGCAAAUAACUUUGAUUUUAGAGAGUAUAUGAAGAUAUUCAAUGAGGUAAUGAGGUAAUUAUUAUCAGGAAAAUGA